CUUAACAUUUUCCAGAACCAAUAAUUUCGGUCAUUCCGGUUGUGGAACAUCAAAAUAUUUUAUAAAUCCAAGAUUUGUUAAUCACAGAUCUCUAGGAGGCUCCAAAAGGACUCGACGGCUUUCAGUCGUUAUUGUGGGUUUCCUUACUUCCAAUUACCAAUUUUUAUGGAGUUGCUCGGGGUCUUGUGAUAGUGCCAACACUGAACAUCAUCAUUGAGAGCAGUUAACACGAAAUCUUGUGUCAUCGUCUUGCGGGGUAACUGGCCUUUCAAUCCAAAUAGUUGCUAUAUUUUACAGACCCAUAAAUCAGAAGAGACGGUCUCUGUCAACUCCUUCGCACCAAAAUCCAUUGGAAGAUCUACUUCGGGAACACUCGUCAUUCAAUUGGGUAAAUACACUAUUGACAAAUAGUCGUAUAUUUUACAGGACUAAAGUGGUUAAGAAACCCCACCGUCAUUUCUCUGAACGAAAAGGACCUGAUUUUUAACAACAAAGACGGUGCAUCAGAAAUUUUCGCGCAGUGUCCAUAUGGUAACUUUUCCUUACCUUCCAAAGUGGAAUGAUAUUUUACAGAACUGACGGAAUUGGGGAGAAAAAGCAAAUCGUGUCUGCAUCAAUAUCCUAACCCAACAUGCACACUAUGAGGAUAGAGACAAUCUACACUUCACCAGUGUCAUGGUACGGUUGCGUUCUUCCAUUUGGAUAUUUUGUUUCACAGAACCGAAGGAAAUUCGAGUAUCUGCAUUUGUACCGCCCUCUGAAGCUCAUUAUCUCGAGUUCGUUUGUCGAAGAUGAUUUCGGCCCAAAGAAUGGUAGAAUAGAGUCCAACUCGCUACUAGGAACAUCUAACGUGGUAACCUUUCCUUAUCUUCCAAAUGGGCUUGUAUUUUACAGAACUGAACUUUUCUCUCGUUACGAUUUUAAGAAGUUUUCGGCUUGAUCUUCCCUUUAGAAUAAUUUGGAGAAGAAACCAACACCCAACAUCCUGACCUUUUUGGUAACUACACUAUAUUUUGAAAUAGUUGUAUUUUACAGAAGCAAAAACUGUUAAAAACCGCAAGAUUGCAUGGUGGUAAUUAUAGUUUCACUUAUAAUCGAGAGCUCACGUACUCUGCAGUGAUAGGUCAGUGUAUAGUGAAAAGUUAGUAGGUAUUUAAAGUUUCUUUGUCAAGCUGUCGUGGUACUUCUUCAGCAUGUGCCAUUUGUUUUUUAGAAUUUCGGCUUUUAUAACCAAAAUCCUAUUUGUUAAUUCUAAUUGUUUUACCAUGUAUAUUACUUUGUUAAGUUUAGACCAUAACCGCCAAACUAGAGCACACGAGGACACUUGAAGCUUCCACAUAGGCUUUUCUAACCCAUUGCAAGCACGUUUUACUUGCUUUCUUUGGAAAAGUGUUUUUAAUUUUAAACUAUAUUUGUCACUAGUUUAUAUACUUUCCGUACAAUCUAUUGGAUUUUUGCAUGUAUUUGGUAUUGUUCAAAAGUAAUUGUUCUAUUCAAUGUUUAAUGUUACUUUAACAUAUAUUUCUGGUUAAGGGUUUGCAUGUAAGCCAACGAAUUGUUUUCAUAGUGGUUUUAAAAUCUGAAUGUUCUGUGAAAAUUUCCUAAUAUUGUGGGACACGCUUUGUGAAUAUGCAUGCUAGUUAUCCGUGAUUUGUGAAGUUCAAGAGUUGUGUUUCACUGGUGAGUUCAUUUGUCCACUUUUACCAAAUAAGGGCGUACUUAAGUCAUCACUUCUAAACUGCUUUUGAAACGAUCCAAUUUUUCUUGGAAUCAUAGGAAGAAAAAAUCAACUUUUACAUCAACUAGCUCAUUUCGACUGAUGUGGGAAUGGUUUUUUCAAGCCUCCGCCUAGUCUUCAUUGGAAGAGUUACGUCCCGUGCAAUAGAAAUGGAAUUACAAAUCUUAGGUUUGUAUGCUCAACCAAAUUUUUUUCAUAGGAUGUUUCAACAACUUAAAUAUCAGCAUUUGCAUCAAAAAUAAAAUGCCAGUUCAUUUGAACGAAGAGGAAACAAUUCACUAAGGAAGAAGAAGAAAAGGAUGUCGCAAGAUGCUCAAGAAGAAUGGAAUGAAGAUGAUUGGCUGACAUGAAGAUCGUUUCAAUUUAAAUCUGAUUGAUUUGCGUAAAUCUUUUGAAUGCCGACUGCCCAUUGGCUUUAUUGUUAAAUGGAUUAGAACAACUGGAUUACCUAUGGGCAAUGCUGAUUUUGCUGUAGGAAGAGGAAUCGACGUCGAGGGAUUAGUUUCAAGGAUGAAGAGGAAUGGGCACAUAUUUGUCUGGGAUGGAGACGAUUUGAUGAAACUGGAUUGGAGAAUGGUUUCCAAAGAAGAGGUCAAUUGAGAAGAAUGGAAGAAGAUUCGACCCUAGUUUCCUGAAGAAGAGACAACAUGGACUGGUAAGAAGUUCGACGGCGGAGAUUUGACAAGGAAGAAGUGAGGUGACUGAUGGAGUACAGAAUUCGGCGUGGGACAGGACUACCAAAUGGAAGAUUCGACAUGGGACGGCGUCGCUUAAUGGAGAAGGGGAUUUGGCGUGGGCCAGCAACCACCAAAUGGAGAAGAGGAUUUGACAUGGGUCAACAUCACCAAAUGGAGAAGUUUCAACGUAGGGCUAUCGCCAAUUGGAGAAGAGAAUUAAUUUCGCAUGGUUUUGCAUAAACGACGAGAAGAGGAUUGGAUGUUGGGUAGCACCACCAAAUGGAGAAGAGGAUUGGACGUGAAUCAGCACCGCCAGAUGAAGAGGAUUUGAAUGGGCUAGCACCACCAAGUGGAGAAGAAUGAUGGACGUGAAACGGCACCACCAGAUGGAGAAGAGGAACUAAAUGUAAACGUUCUAUGUGGGAUAGAAUUGCAUGCCAAAUGGAGAAGAGGAGAUUAGCCAACGCCGACAAAUGGAGAAGAGGAUUCGACGCGGGACAGGACUGUAAAAUGAAGAAGAAAUUCCAUGUGAGAGGAUUGCCUGCCAAAUGGAGAAGAGGAUUCGAUAUGGCCCAGUGCCGCCAAAUGGACAUGAGGAUUCAACGCGGGACAGCACCACCAAAUGGAGAAAUUCGACGCGAGAGUAUUGCCAACCAAAUGGAGAAGAGGAUUCGAUAUGGGCCAGUGCCACCAAAUGGAGAAGACGAUUUGACAUGGAUCACCGCCGCCAAAUGGAGAAGAGGAUUCGACGCGGGACCACACCACCAAAUGGAUAAGUUCGACAUGAGAGGAGAUUGCCUACCAAAUGGAGAAAAGGAUACCACAUGGAUCAGUGCCACCAAAUGGAGAAGCGAAUUACACAUGGACCAGUGGCGCCAAAUUGAGAAGAGAAUUCGAAAUGCGCCAGCACUGCCAAAUGAGGAAGAGGAUUCGACGCGGGACCACACCACCAAAUGGAGGAGAGAAUUCUAUAUGGAGGACCAGUUCCGCCAAAUGGAGAAGAGGAUUCGACAUGCGUCAGCGCCACCAAAUGGAGAAGAGGGACUCGACGCGGGACCGCACCAACCAAAUGGAGAAGAGAAUUCCAUAUGGACCAGUGCCGCCAAAUGGAGGAGAGGAUUCGACAUGCGCCAGCGCCACCAAAUGGAGAAGAGGACUCGACGCGGGACCGCACCAACCAAAUGGAGAAGAGAAUUCCAUAUGGACCAGUGCCGCCAAAUGGAGAAGAGGAUUCGACAUGCGUUAGCGCCACCAAAUGGAGAAGAGGAUUCGACAUGCGUCAGCGCGCCAAAUGAAGAAGAGUAUUCAACGCGGGACAGCACCACCAGAAGAGGAUUCAUUAUGGACUACUGUCGCCAAAUGGAAAAGACGAUUUGUCAUGGAUCAGCGCCGUCACAUGGGGAAGAAGAUUCGACGCGGGACAGUACGUACUACCAAAUGGUGAAGUUCGACGAGAAAAGAUUGCCUAAAUACAAGGCAGUGCCACCAAAUGGAACCAUUUGACAUGGAUCAGCGCCGCCAAAUGGUGAAGAGGUGUCUCGACAUUAGCCAACAUCGACCAAGUGGAGUAGCUUUUGACAGAACUAUGGUAGAAAGAAUGAGAAUGGAAAACUGAGUUUUAUGGGCCAGCACCAUCAAAUGGAGAAGAGAAUUAAUUUGGCAUGGUUGCAUACAAUUUGUUUUUACUACUGUAGAAAAAAAAUGGGAGAAGUAAAGGACUUGACGCGAGAUAAAAUGGAGAAAAUCCAGAUGCGAAACAAAACCACCAAAUGGAAGAGAAAAUUUUGGAAUGGAUAGUAUGCUGAACACGCGACUGUUGGAGACCGCUUUCCUCGCGAUAGAUUUAUUGCUUAAUGUUAAUUGGCUUGUUUUGUAUAACUAUUUUUUUUUAAUUUACACCUAUUUAGAAUGUUUUAUGAAAUUGCUCAAGUAUUUUCAUUUUUGUAUGUUAUGUAGUGAAUUGAAGUAAUUAAGUAUGAAACUUUCCAAUUAACAUUUGGAUUGCUUUUUGAAUUUGAAAUAAAUAAUCUCAAUCUGG
This is a messenger RNA of Photinus pyralis (common eastern firefly), 4453 nucleotides long. RefSeq lists its product as uncharacterized. The record is from RefSeq and is a predicted model, not a curated record. NCBI's taxonomy places the organism in Eukaryota, Metazoa, Arthropoda, Insecta, Coleoptera, Lampyridae. The transcript has 6 exons. Bases 2833 to 3918 code for a protein of 361 amino acids.